AUGUCUUUUGAAGCAGGCUCUUCCUACAACGAGAGACUCAUACUACUCUCCAAGGGGGAGUCGUUGCCAGAUCGCAGUGUCCCAGUCGAAUGGAUAACUUAUGACCUGUGGAAUGAUAUGAGGACUUGCGAUGAAGUCCUUGCCAAUGAGAUCCUUGAACCAGUAUUUACGUUCAUGCGCGCUCAAACUGACAAGACGCGACUACAAAUCAAGGAGUUGGGGCACUAUUUGAAGUAUCGAGAAAAGGACGUUGGCAAAGCAUUGCUAUCUGCUCUCAUGAGGUUUAGCAUGAGCCUGCAUCUUAGCCCUGAAGACCUGAGUUCGGUCGAAGAUAUUGAGCUUAACUGUUCAAAACAUAUCUCUGUUGUCAACGAUAUCUAUAGCUGGGAAAAGGAGUUGAAGGCUUCCCAGAUAGGCCAUAAGGAAGGAUCCGCUUUGUGUUCAUCCGUGUCAGUCUUGACUUCGGAGACUAGCCUGGACUAUUCGGCGUCGAAGCGCAUAUUGUGGAUAAUGUGUCGCGAAUGGGAGCUUCUUCAUAGUAAGCUGGUCACUAGUAGAAUUUCUAGUGCUGCGGGCUGUGGUUCUGACUUGCAGGCGUUUAUGAAAGGCUUGGAGUAUCAAAUGAGUGGGAAUGAGGCGUGGAGCAGCAUUACACCGAGAUACCAUUCGAUUUAG
Messenger RNA from Colletotrichum costaricense, 675 nucleotides. Its product is annotated as aristolochene synthase. The transcript is spliced from 2 exons. The coding region runs from base 1 to 675 and encodes 224 amino acids. The record is from RefSeq and is a predicted model, not a curated record. Lineage: Eukaryota; Fungi; Ascomycota; Sordariomycetes; Glomerellales; Glomerellaceae.